AUGGCUUCCGCCGCGACCCUUCCUGCGGACAAGGCAGGUGCCGCAACUUCAAGUGGCAACAUAGUCUCAGAAAUGGAGUCGGCCUUCAGGUCGAGUGUGGAAACUGGCCAGAUUCCCGGUGCCGUCGUGAUGGCCAAAGACUUGACCGGGAAAAUCGACCAUGUGCGCUGUUAUGGAGCCAGAUCCGUCCGGCCGAACGAGGACGGGACGCUGCCCCCGAUGGAAGCAGACACCAUCAUGAGGAUGGGCCAGGCGAGCGUUCUCGUCGGGACGGUGAUGGCGCUGCAGUGCGUGGACCGUGGCCUGGUUGACUUGGACGAGGACGUCGGGCGGUUUCUUCCCGAACUGGCCAGCAUGAAGGUCUUGGCCGGCUUUGAUGCCGAGGGAAACCCCAUCAUGAGGGAGCGGAAGGGAAUCAUCACUCUCAGGCACAUGCUCACCGACACCUCGGGGAUCUCGCACGUCCCUAUCAGCCCCCUCCUGCAGCAAUACUGCGCCAAGGGGUACUCGACGUAUCCCCUGCCUGUGGGCUGCGAGACCGACAUCCCCGACCCGCUGGCCGCGCCUCCCGUGGGCGACCCCGGAGCGGAGUGGAUCCACGGCACCAACCUGGACUGGGCGGGCAAGCUGGUCGAGUCAGCAACCGGCCUGGAUCUGGAGAGCUACAUGCAGCAGAACGUCUGCGCGCCGCUGGGCAUCACCGACAUGACGUUCAAGCUCCAGCAACGCCCGGACCUGCUCGCGCGGCGGGCCGACCUGACGAAGCGCAGCCGGGAGGACGGCACGCUGCACUACGACGACAGCAUCUUCCUCCGCAAGGACCCGGCCGAGUGCUACGCCGGCUCGGGCCUGUUCGCCAGCCCGGCCGCCUUCAUGGCCGUCAUGCACUCGCUGCUGCGCCGCGACGGCGUCCUCCUCAAGCCCGAGACGGUCGACCACAUGUUCCGGCCCGCGCUGGACGAGACGCUGGAGCGCGGCAUGAACGAGCACUUCAACAAGGUCAUCCGCUGGAUCAACUACGGCUAUCCUCUGCCGCAGUGGCCCAGCCUGCGCCGCAACUUCGGGUUCGGGGCCAUUGUGCUCAUGCAAGACCUGGACGGGGACCGGUGGCGGCGCAAGGGGUCCAUGUCAAUCAACUGCGGCUGGAAUAUCGGCCUGCAAAUCGACCCUGCGGCGGGACUCUGCACCAUCGUGGCUUUUCAGACUUCGCCAUACAGCACCCCCAUUGAGGAGGGUCUGGUCCACAAGUUUGAGAAGGCCAUGUAUUCGUUGCUGUAA
Colletotrichum higginsianum IMI 349063 is the source of this 1278-nucleotide messenger RNA. RefSeq names its product Beta-lactamase. The transcript is spliced from 4 exons. The record is from RefSeq and is a predicted model, not a curated record. Bases 1 to 1278 code for a protein of 425 amino acids. Lineage: Eukaryota; Fungi; Ascomycota; Sordariomycetes; Glomerellales; Glomerellaceae.